Molecule: messenger RNA, 4863 nt
Organism: Salmo salar (Atlantic salmon)
Lineage: Eukaryota; Metazoa; Chordata; Actinopteri; Salmoniformes; Salmonidae
Gene: tasp1
Product: taspase, threonine aspartase, 1
Source: RefSeq, a predicted model, not a curated record
AGAGAGAGAGCGAAGGAUGGAGGGAGAGAGAAAGCGCAAAGGAUAGAGUGAGAGAGAGACAGUGAGGAGGCAGUGUUUCCCCUAGGAUUUUUAUUUUCAGCAGCGGCGGCAAAUGUACAGGAUUUUUUAUUUUAUGAAAUGACUGAGAGGGUCACUUCUGGUGACUUUUUAAAAAGACAUUCUCCUCCAAAAUGCAGAAAUCUCAUUAUGUUGACACCAUCUGAAAUAUAACUGAUGAGCACCACUGGACUGCAGGGUGAUGAGGUGGCUGUACUCUCCUGGUUCUCAUUCACACCACUGGACUGUAGGGUGAUGAUGAGGUGGCUGUACUCUCCUGGUUCUCAUUCACACCACUGGACUGUAGGGUGAUGAUGAGGUGGCUGUUGGCUCAUGGCCUGGUCUGUUUGUUACAAAUAUAAGUUGUAACUUGUCACUCUGAUCUUAAAGGGAUAGUGUGAGAUUUUGACAAUUAAGCCCUUUUUCUAACUACCCAAAGUCAAAUGAACUAUUUUGGAUGUCUUUGCAUGCAGUUUGAAUUGAAGUUGAAGUUAGUUUUGCGAGCCUUUAUUAUCUAGCGUUUGCUCAAUGACAGGAAGUCUACGGGGAACAGCGUACUAGUUAGCAAUUGCAGUAACGCUAGUCCGUAACUUCCAUAAUUUGCAAAAUCUCGCACUGUCCAUUUAAAAGCGCAUCUCUGCAGAAAUAUGUGGGCCACCACUGCUAAAUGAAUAUAGGGGAAAUGCUGCAGGAAGAGAGAGAACCAACAAGUCCCAUAGCAGACAGGGGUUCAGCCAAUUGAAAGGUCAUGCUUUUAUUGGAGUCUCAGACCAGACAGGGGUUCAGCCAAUGAAAAGUCAUGCUUUUAUACGAGUCUCAGACCAGACAGGGUUCAGCCAAUGAAAGGUCAUGCUUUUAUAGGAGUCAAUGAGAGUUCUAUUGGCGUAGUAACGGGAUACAGAAUCAAUUACUAUGUGAUAUUAUGAGAACAAGAUUUGGUGUUUUCCUGCACUAUUACUUAGACUUGAUGAUGGUAGAAUGUUGUGAUUAGAGGGAAGGAGGGUAUAGCUUUAAAUAUGACAAGAGGAAAAACGUACCAGCUGUAGUCAGGAAAUGACACAGAGACAGAGACAGCUGCCACCCCACAGACAGACUGACUGACUGAUGUGGGUAGAUUUUGGCAUUAGCGGGUUGUGGGGAACAUCUAAUACGAACCAUGCUAGCACGGGAGUGUUCUUCUGCCAUGCAGUGUGAAGAUGCUCACCAGGCGCUGCUGGAGGCUAUGCAGAACAAGUUCAUCAGUUCCCCGUUCCUGGCCAGUGAGGACUGUGUCCUUGGAGGGGUCAUUGUCCUGAGGUGCUGCAGGUAUUCCGACGCCCAACCCUCUGCUGAUAUCCAGGCUAUACUGGUUGAGUUCCUGUGGAGUCACACUACAGAAAGUAUGUGUGUAGGCUACAUGUCUGCCCAGGAUGGGAAAGCCAAGACUCACAUAUCCCGCCUGCCUCCCGGGGCUGUAGCAGGACAGUCGUUGGCCAUAGAGGGGGGAGUGUGUCGACUGGUCAGUACCGUUACAACAGUCGACUGAGUCACACCCACUUCCCUGCAAGACCACACCCAUUACCCAAUGGGCCACACCCCCUCCUCAAAGCCGCCUUCAGCAAUACUCAAAUGUAACCUCUACGCCCCACCUCCCCCUCCUCUACCCCCACCUCCCCCUCCUCUACCCCCACACAGCAGUAAUACGUUUGAGCUGUUUUAACAGGUGUCAGAAAGAGAGAGCGAGAGGGAAGUAGGGAGAGGGAGGGAGGGGGAAAGAUAGAGAGAGGGGGGGAGAGCGAGAGGAUGGGGGGGAGGUGUUAGCUUUUGCUUCCAGCACUACAGAACUAUCCCUAUAGCCACUGUCUGCUUCCAGCAUGUACUGUAUGCCAUGCCAACUUUACCUUAACGCUCCCAGCCUACAAUAUCAGAAUCCGCAUACCAACACCUCGCCUCCAGUCUCUCCCCUGAACUAGACUUCAUGGCACGUCAUUGCUUUGUUUAAUUCAGUUUUUUCUUACUUUUUUUUUAAAACUAAAGGCACCGUCCUCCUAAUGUAUAUAAUCUAGGAAAACAGGGUGAACAAUAUUCAUUUCUAUUGUACAUUUUUCUUAGUUUUUAAUACUUGAGAUUUAUUAUGGUUAUUAUUGCAAACGUUCAAGUGCUGCUGCACCUUGAAUGCAAAAAAACCAAAACAACAACAUUGGUUUGUGUAAUUUGGAAACAUGUUGAGUUGUGAAGGUUCUUAGGAACGCACGUUACUUGACAGCUUCUGUAGUGUCGCAGGAGUAUGUUACAGAUAGGCUCCUAAACGUGUGUAAUAUUGUGUCUGGGAGCAGUUGCAUAUAGCUGGGAGAAUUUUGUACGUAAGAGUUGAGAAAUAUUAUAUUUAACGAUAAAAGCAAACCAUUGGGAUCACUUUUCAAGAAGCUAAGUUUACUCAUGUACAGGUGAACUGCUUAGUUAAAACCUAGAAUCAUCAAACCUGAUUGGACUGUAAAACUAAGCACCAUCAAAUCUGAUUGGACUGUAAAACUAAGCAUCAUCAAAUCUGAUUGGACCGUAUCUGUAGCGUAGAGAAUCCUUCUAUGGUCCAUAGCCUUAGUAUGCUGCCACUCCACCAAAAUGUAUGAAAAUCGCAAAAAGAGAAAUUAAAGCUAGAAUCCUUAGUUGCUACAUCCAUUUUUGGACUUACAAAUGAAUGGUACAUUGCCUUCAAAAAGUAGUGUUUUUACACCCCUUGACUUUUUACAUGUUUUGUUGCAGCCUGAAUUUUAAAUGGUUUAAAUUGAGAUGCUGUGUCACUGGCCUACACACAAUACCCCAUUAUAUCAAAGUGAAAUUAUGUUUUUAAAAAUGUUUAUAAGUUCAUUAAAAAUGAAAAGCUGAAAUGUCUUGAGUCAAUAAAUGUUCAACCCCUUUGUUAUGGCAAACCUAAAUAAUUUCAAAAAUGUGCUUAACAAUUUACAUAAUAAGUUGCAUGGCCUAAUUGUAAAGAAAUAAAAUGAAAAGCUUUGAGCUGGUGAAGUUAUUAAUUACACAUUGGAUGGUGUAUCAAUACACCUAGUCACUACAAAGAUACAGACACAAGAAGGAAACCACUCAGGGAUUUCACCAUGAGGCCAAUGGUGACUUUAAAACAGUUACAGAGUUUAAUUGCUGUGAUAGGAGAAUACUGAGGAUGGAUCAACAACAUUGUAGUUACUCCACAAUACUAACCUAAUUGACAGAGUGAAAAGUAGGAAGCCUGUACAGUAUAAAAAUAUUCCAAAACAUGCAUCCUGUUUGCAAUAAGGCAUUAAAUUAAAACUGCAAAAAAAUGUGGCAAAGAAAUUAACUUUGUCCUGAAUACAAAGUGUUAUGUUUGGGGCAAAUCUUCAUAUUGUCAAGCAUGGUGGUGGCUGCAUCAUGUUAUGGGUAUGCUUGUCAUCGGCAAGGACUAGAGAGGUUUUGGAUAAGAAGAAACGGAAUAGAGCUAAGCACAGGCAUAACCCUAGAGGAAAACCUGGUUCGUUCUUCUUUCCAACAUACACUGGGAAAUGAAUUCACCUUUCAGCAGGACAAUAACAUAAAACAUAAGGCCAAAUCUACACUGGAGUUGCAUACCAAGAAGACAGUGAAUGUUCCUGAGUGGCUGAGUUACAUUUUUGUUUUGACUUAAAUCUACUUGAAAAUCUAUGGCAAGACCUGAAGAUGGUUGUCUAGCAAUGAUUAACAACCAAUUUGACAGAGAAUUUUGAAAAUAAUAAAUGGGUAACUUUUGCACAAUCCAGGUGUGCAAAGCUCUUAGAGACUCAGCCAGAAAGACUCACAGCUCGUAGAGACUUACCCAGAAAGACUCACAGCUCGUAGAGACUUACCCAGAAAGACUCACAGCUCUUAGAGACUUACCCAGAAAGACUCACAGCUGUAAUCGCUGCCAAAAGUGAUUCUAAUAUGUAUUGACUCAGGGGUGUGUAUACUUAUGUAAAUUAGAUUUUUCUGUAUUUCAUUUUCAAUAAAUGUGCAAACAUUUAAAAAAAAAAAUCUUUAUGGGGUAUUGUGUUUAGAUGGGUGAGAAAUUAUAUAUUUAAUCAAUUUGAAUUCAGGCUGCAACAUAACAAAAUGUGGAAUAAGUCAAGGGGUAUAAAUACCUUCUGAAGGUACUGAUUUUUGAAGAAUAGAAAUGCUUCAUCAACUUAGAUUGUAGCUUUAAAAAGCUGUAAUAAAAAAAAUGUGAAAAAAACUGCAUGUACAAGAACCUCUAACUACGUGUGUACGUAGGGUCUUCUUGAUGACCUGUCGAUAUACAGGUGUUUCAAUAUGUCAUGUUUUCAGUACUGAAGCUGCAUAGGGUUCAGGGCAUGUAUAUAACUUGACCCCAUCACCACCACCACCAAACCAGACUGUUAAGUAAGUCACCAUCUAAGAAAACAACACUUUAUAUUUGUAAAGUCACAUGACAAGACAUCUGUAUUUUGUAGUUUGAGAGAUAAUUAAGACGUGAUUUGAUGUGCAUUUGUAAUGCCAAUGAAAAAUGGUGCUAUUAAGGUCGGAGUAAACUACUGUAUUUGACAAUAUGAAAAGGAGAAACAAAGGGUUCUAUUAUUACUGAGGGCUUUUCAUAGGAUAAUCCAAAUGGAAAAGGUGGAUAUUCUUUACUAUCUUAGUUAGUUUUUUGACUCUCUUGCUUUAUUUCGUUAUAAUUACAGUACACGUUUGAUUCAAUGGUCCCAACAAAUACAGCUUAAAUGUAUUAUUACUUGAAACUGUAAUGAAAUGUUAUAAGCUAUUAUUAAUAUUACUCUGCUUUCUGCAAUGCUCUGUAAGAAAUAAAUAUCCCGUUGCUGA